Molecule: messenger RNA, 381 nt
Organism: Phytophthora nicotianae INRA-310
Lineage: Eukaryota; Oomycota; Peronosporomycetes; Peronosporales; Peronosporaceae
Exons: 2
Coding region: 1-381 (126 amino acids)
Source: RefSeq, a predicted model, not a curated record
AUGUGUGGAAUACACCAGGGCCAGUACGUCCAGCACGCGCUGGUGCAGACGGAGGAGAAAGCAAACCUUGCUCUUUCGGUGGAUGCAUUCAAGAGGAACAACCCGCAGUGGUCGAAGAUUGAAGUCGUAAUGACAGGUAAAGCGAUGCAUGAGAAGGAAGUGCUCCAUGACGCCUGGCCAAAUGCGAGACGGUUGCUCUGCCGGUGGCAUGUCGAAACUUGGUUGAAGAAGCAGUGCUCUCGUUUGGGUGGAGUGGGAAGGGCGGAAACGAUGAAGCUAAAAGUGAUAAUGAAAGGGAUUGUGAGCGCUGAAUCUCAGGAGAAGUACGACGACUUGAAGGAUUCGUUGCUGGAAACGACAAGGAAAACAACUUGUACAUGA